AUGGUUCUCAAAGCUCUGCUGAUGGAAAUCCCAAUCUUCAUCUCUCAACCACUUUCCAUCUCAUCCAUCAAUUUUCAUUUUCUCGUCAAACUCUUGACAUCACUUUCAUUUUUUGACCGUAUCAUUUCUGCAUAUGAGAUCACAAAGCUGUUUCCUAACUUGUUCAAGCAACUGUCAACGGUGCUGGUGCUGAGUGGUUCUGGUACUGUGCUGCCUAAUCAAAAGUUGAAGAUUGGCGUGGUUUUGUCUGGUGGUCAAGCUCUUGGAGGUCACAAUGUGAUUUAUGGAAAUUUUGAUUACCUACAAGAAAGAGCAAAAGGAAGCAUUUGUAUGGUUUUAGGAGUGGUCAUACAGGCAUCCUGA
This is a messenger RNA of Lathyrus sativus (Indian pea), 363 nucleotides long. The record is from the annotation of a GenBank genome assembly. Lineage: Eukaryota; Viridiplantae; Streptophyta; Magnoliopsida; Fabales; Fabaceae.